ACGGUAGCUAGGACGUUGGCAAGAAACGCUCUACCGGCCUACCGCAAUGGAGCCAGCGGUGAUUACGGGGCCACUCCUCACCCUCGCCGCGGCCAGGCGCCUGCUGUUCGUGGCGCCUCCCCACGGCUUCGCGUCCAUCUCCACCCGCUCGUCCAUCGGCGGCGGAGGCGGGGGCGGCGGAGGCUUCUUUGGAGGAAGCGGCGGCGGAGGAGGAGACUCUGAUGCCGGCGCUGCUGCGGCGGCGGCAGCCGCCGCUGCACUCGGUGAGACUGGGACGGCGGAAGACGACGUCAUCCUGCUCCACGUCGGGGGGAUGUCGUGCGGCGGGUGCGCCUCCAAGGUGAAACGGAUUCUCGAGAGCCAGCCUGAGGUUGCUUCUGCCACAGUGGACUUUGACAAGGCAACUGCAGCCGUGUGGACAAUAGCUGAAGCCAAGAAAACAGAAGACUGGCAGAAGCAACUGGGAGAGAAACUUGCACUUCACCUAAGCAACUGUGGAUUCCAGUCUCAUCUGCAUGAUGAAGCUGGAGACGAAUAAUAGUUGAUCCAGCCUCAGCAGUGGGUACCAUUGAAGUUUUUUGCUAAUCAGAGGGUCCUUAAAGGCAGUAACUAGUCUUGCAAAGAUUAUAUAUGCGGCUAGAUGAAAUACGUCUUGUUUGAGAGUUGCGGAGUUAUGCUUGUGUCCCACCUACGACAACUAUCACGGACUCACAACAUAUCCCAGUCCUUUACACUGAAAUAGAGAGACGAAUAAAAACAAUGAAAUAGAGAAACUGAAAUUCCAUUUUGGAAUUAUUUCAGGAUGUA
Molecule: messenger RNA, 807 nt
Organism: Lolium rigidum
Lineage: Eukaryota; Viridiplantae; Streptophyta; Magnoliopsida; Poales; Poaceae
Product: copper-transporting ATPase PAA1, chloroplastic-like
Exons: 4
Coding region: 47-538 (163 amino acids)
Molecular function (GO): metal ion binding
Source: RefSeq, a predicted model, not a curated record